AUGGAGAGUGAAGGAGGUCCAUUUCAAGGAAUACUCCGAGAUAUCGAAGGUCGACGCAAAUGCUACAAACAAGAUUGGAUUCUUGGCUUAAACACCGGUUUAAGAAUUUUGGCUCCGACUUGUUAUAUUUUCUUUGCCUCGUCUCUUCCUGUAGUUGCCUUUGGUGAGCAAUUAAGUAAACAUACAGGCGGAGCUCUAAGCGCGGUGGAAACAUUAGCUUCUACUUCGAUAUGUGGAAUCAUCCACGCCAUUUUUGGUGGACAGCCAUUGUUGAUACUUGGAGUUGCAGAGCCAACCAUCAUUAUGUAUACUUAUCUUUACAGUUUUUGCAUUAGUAGACCGGACAUUGGUGGGGAGCUUUACCUCGCUUGGGUCGCUUGGGUUUGUGUAUGGACUUCAGUUUUGCUUAUCCUUCUUUCGAUAUGUAACGCGUGUACAAUCAUCACGAGAUUUACUAGAAUCGCUGGAGAACUCUUUGGCAUGUUGAUUGCUGUUCUGUUUUUACAAGAAGCUAUCAAGGGAUUGAUUAGCGAGUUUUGCUCCCCCGAGAGUGAAACUCAUGAAUCAGGGGAGUCUCAUUUCCUCUGGCUGUAUGCAAAUGGGUUGCUUUCGGUAAUUUUCUCGCUAGGCCUUUUAAUCACUGCGUUGAAGAGCAGGAGAGCGAAAUCUUGGAAAUAUGGAUUUGGGUGGCUUCGGAGUUUCAUUGGAGAUUAUGGUGUUCCCUUAAUGGUCUUGUUUUGGACCGCAUUGUCUUACGCAAUUCCUAGCACAGUCCCUCCAAAUGUCCCUCGAAGACUGUUCUGUCCUCUUCCGUGGGAGCCAGCUUCAUUGUACCAUUGGACUGUAAUCAAGGACAUGGGGAAGGUACCGGUAUUGUACAUCUUUGCUGCGUUUAUACCUGGUGUGAUGAUAGCAGGACUUUACUUCUUCGACCACAGUGUAGCUUCACAAAUGGCUCAGCAGAAAGAGUUUAAUCUAAAGAACCCUUCUGCUUACCACUAUGACAUCUUCUUGCUUGGAAUUAUGACUUUGAUAUGUGGACUACUUGGGCUUCCUCCUUCAAAUGGUGUUAUUCCUCAGGCUCCAAUGCACACAAAGAGUCUUGCGGUUCUCAAUCGUCAGCUUAUACGCAAGAAAAUGGUGAAGAGUGCAAAGGAAUGUAUGAAGAUGAAAGCCACCAAAUCAGAAAUAUAUGGGAGAAUGCAAACAGUGUUUAUAGAGAUGGAAACUUGCUCACCUCAGGAUUAUUCAGUAGCCACAGAUUUGAAAGAUUUGAAAGAAGUUGUGAUGAGACCGGACGAAGGAGGAGAUACGAAAGGGAAAUUCGAUCCCGAUGUGCAUAUAGAGGCUCAUUUACCGGUUAGAGUAAACGAGCAAAGAGUGAGCAAUCUCUUGCAAUCAGUCUUAGUGGGUUUAACACUCCUUGCAGUGCCAGUUAUCAAAAUGAUCCCAAGUUCCGUUCUUUGGGGUUACUUUGCUUAUAUGGCAAUAGAUAGUCUCCCUGGAAACCAAUUCUGGGAGCGAUUGUUGCUUCUCUUCAUUCCUCCAAGACGGCUUUUCAAAGUCCUGGAAGGCGUACACGCUUCGUUUGUGGAGUUAGUACCAUACAGAGUGAUUGUGUCAUUCACUUUUUUCCAGUUGGUUUAUUUUCUCUUGUGUUAUGGCAUGACAUGGAUUCCUAUGGCCGGAAUAUUUUUUCCGGCGCUCUUCUUUCUACUCAUAAGUAUAAGAGAACAUUUGCUUCCUAAAAUAUUUGAUCCUCAAUACCUUCAAGUGUUAGAUGCUUCUGACUAUGAAGAAAUAGUAGCAGCACCUAUACAACACUCAAGUUUUGCAUACCGGAAACUAGGAUCAUCUCGUCAUUUAUCAGAAGGUGAAGAUGAAUUCCACGACGCAGAAAUAUUGGACGAAAUGACCACUAGCAGAGGUGAAUUUAGGAUCCGAACCAUAAGUUUGAAAGAGGUGCACCCGGGAGCCUGA
This is a messenger RNA of Arabis nemorensis, 1980 nucleotides long. NCBI's taxonomy places the organism in Eukaryota, Viridiplantae, Streptophyta, Magnoliopsida, Brassicales, Brassicaceae. The record is from the annotation of a GenBank genome assembly.